This is a messenger RNA of Gadus chalcogrammus (walleye pollock), 5846 nucleotides long. RefSeq names its product NACHT, LRR and PYD domains-containing protein 12-like. Gene Ontology annotation, molecular function: protein binding. Lineage: Eukaryota; Metazoa; Chordata; Actinopteri; Gadiformes; Gadidae. The coding region runs from base 270 to 3440 and encodes 1056 amino acids. The record is from RefSeq and is a predicted model, not a curated record. The transcript has 14 exons.
CCCAAUUCCUUUAGUUUCAUUUUAUGGAUCCGUAUCGAAACGGGAUGAAAUUUGUUGACAUUGCAGGCUAAAGCUUCACUCAACCGAUUUGCAACGUUUGAAUCGGUGCAUCGACAGAUUCUUGGUCAUUUUAAAUCGAUUCAGUUGGAAAGCCAAGAGGGAUCUUUGGCAGUCAGGAGAACUGUUGUGUCAGUGGACCGAUGAGCUACACAUGAACCAAGCCGGCUCAGCCUGUUACCUGGCCAUUCUCAGCAGGUCUCCAGUCUACUAUGGAUGAGGAGAGAGAGGAGGGGGGUCCUACAUCUAGGACCACUCUGUCUGGGGAAGAUGGCCGCCAGAGCAAAGCUAAGAGCCCAGAGCAGCAGGAGAGAGCAGACUUCCCUGUACCCAGCUGUGUCUCCAUGAAGAGUGACCACUCUAUGGAACUUCCUUUAAACUUUAAAGAUGGAAAUCAGUCUAUUGAGAAGAUAAGAGUCCAGCAGGAGAGAGCAGACUCCCCUGGACCCAGCUGUGUCUCCAUGAAGAGUGACUGGUCCAUGGGUCAUCCUCUUAACUUUAAAGAUGGACGCAGAGAAGAGAGACAACCCCACGAGAGGUCAAAGGUUACCAGUUCUCAGUCCGUACAGCAGCAUCAAACAGAGCUGAUCAAGAGGGCUGAGGAGAACGCUCACGCUUUCCUAGACAAGGAGCUGAAGAAGCUCUGGAGGGAUCUCUUCCCAGAUUACCCACAAUGCUCAGAGAGUCAGAGGGAGGAGGAGGAGGUGGAUGGUAAGAAUGAGGAGCAGAGGAGGCGCGCCACAGAGGGAGUGGUGGACAUCACAAAGCUCUGCCUGAUGGAGAUGAACCAGGAGGAACUGGCCGACACACUGGGGAAAAGAUCUGCUGCUGUCGAGUGCCAACACAAAAUUAAGUCUCUAUUGAAGAAGAAAUUCAAGUGUGUGUAUGAGGGUAUUGCUAAAGCAGGACAGCCAACAGGCCUGAAUGACUUCUACACAGAGCUCUUCAUCACAGAGAGAGGCAGUGGAGAGGUCAACAAGGAACAUGAGGUCAGACUGAUUGAAACAGCUUCCAGGAGACCGGCCAAGGAGGAAACACCAAUACAAUGUCAAGACAUCUUUAAACCCUUACCUGAUCAAGAUCAACCAAUCAGAACAAUUAUGACAACUGGAGUGGCCGGCAUUGGUAAAACCGUCUUAACACACAAGUUCACUCUGGACUGGGCUGAAGGCAAAGCCAACCGCGACAUACACUUUACAUUUCUCUUAACUUUCAGAGAGCUGAAUUUACUGAAAGGGAAAGAGUUAAGCUUGGUCGAACUUCUUCAUCACUUCUUUAUUGAGACCAAAGAAGCAGGAAUCUGCAGAUUUGACCUGUUCCAAGUUGUCUUCAUCUUGGAUGGUCUGGAUGAGUGUCGACUUCCUCUGAACUUCCAGAACAACCAGACCUGGACUGAUGUCACAAAGCCGAUCUCGGUGGACGUGCUGCUGACAAACCUCAUCAGGGGCGACCUGCUUCCCUACGCUCGCAUCUGGAUAACCACACGCCCUGCAGCAGCCAAUCUGAUCCCUGCUGAGUGUGUUGACAUGGUGACGGAGGUAAGAGGGUUCAACAACCCACAGAAGGAGGAAUACUUCAGGAAGAGAUUCAGAGAGGAGAAGCUGGCCAGCACAAUCAUCUCCCACGUCAAGAAAUCAAGAAGCCUCCACAUCAUGUGUCACAUCCCAGUCUUCUGUUGGAUCACUGCUACAGUUCUGGAGGACUUCUUCAAAACAUCUAAAAGAGGCGAAGAGGGGCCAAAGACCGUGACUCAGAUGUACAGCCACUUCCUGAGGGUUCAGUCCAUACAGGGGGACAGGAAGUAUCAUGGGAGAGCUGAAACAGAUCCACACUGGAGUUCAGAGAGCAGGAAGAUCAUUGUUUCUCUGGGAAAACUGGCUUUUAACCAGCUGGAGAAAGGCAACCUGAUCUUCUACGAGGCAGACCUGGCAGAGUGUGACAUCGAUAUCAAAUCAGCUUCAGAGUACACAGGAGUGUUAACCCAGAUCUUUAAAGUGGAGUGUGGGCUGUACCUGGACAGGGAGUUUUGCUUUAUCCAUCUGAGCAUCCAGGAGUUUCUGGCUGCCCUUUAUGUCUUUCUGUCCUUCAUCAACACGGGGGUCAAUCUGCUCUCAGAAGAAGCACCAACCUCUGGUGAAGAUAAACUCCUCCACUUCUACCAGCGUGCUGUGGACAAGGGCUUAGAGAGUGAGAACGGACACCUGGACUUGUUCCUCCGCUUCCUCCUGGGCCUCUCUCUGGAGACCAAUCAGAUUGUCCUACGAGGUCUGCUGGGACCGAAAAAAAGUAGAUCACUGAUCACUAAGAUUAAAAAAGUUCUGCUGGGAAAGACAGAAACUAGCUCACUGACCAAUAAGGAAACUAGCAUCACAUUAGUGUCUUAUAUCAAGAAGGAGAUAAAUGGAGAUCUCUCUCCAGAGAGAAGCAUCAACCUGUUCCACUGUCUAAAUGAGCUGAACGAUCGUUCUCUAGUGGAGGAGAUCCAACAGUACCUGACAUCAGGAAGUCUCUCAAGAAAAUCUCUUCCUCCUGCUCAGUGGUCAGCUCUGGUCUUCAUCCUACUGACAUCAGAAGAGGAGCUGGACGUGUUUGACCUGAAGAAAUACUCUGCUUCAGAGGAGGGUCUUCUGAGGCUGCUGCCAGUAGUCAAAUCCUCCAAAACAUCUCUGUUAAAUGGCUGUGAGCUGUCAGAGAGAUGCUGUGAAGCUCUGGCCUCAGUUCUCAGCUCCAACUCCUCUAGUCUGAGAGAGCUGGACCUGAGUACCAAUGAUCUGCAGGAUUCAGGAGUGAAGCUGCUCUCUGCUGGACUGGGGAGUCCACACUGUACACUGGAAACUCUCAGGUUAAAUGGCUGUAAGCUGUCAGAGAGAUGCUGUGAAGCUCUGGCCUCAGUUCUCAGCUCCAACUCCUCUAGUCUGAGAGAGCUGGACCUGAGUACCAAUGAUCUGCAGGAUUCAGGAGUGAAGCUGCUCUCUGCUGGACUAGGGAGUCCACACUGUACACUGGAAACUCUCAGGUUGUCUGGCUGCCUAGUCACACAGAAAGGCUGUGCUUCUCUGGCCUCAGCUCUGAGCUCCAACCCCUCCCAUCUGAGAGAGCUGGACCUGAGCUACAAUCACCCAGGAGACUCUGGAGCUGCGCUGCUCUCUGCUCGACUGGAGGAUCUACGCUGGAGACUGGACACUCUCAGUGUGGAGCACGGUGGAGUGUGGAGGCUGAAGCCAGUUCCACAGAGGUAUGCCUGUGAACUCACACUGGACCCAAACACAGCCCACAGACGACUCUCUCUGUCUGAGGACAACAGGAAGAUGCCUGUGAACUCACACUGGACCCAAACACAGCCCACAGACGACUCUCUCUGUCUGAGGACAACAGGAAGGUGACGUUGGUUGGAGAGGACCAGUCGUUUCCGGAUCACCCAGAGAGAUUUGUCUCCUGGUCCCAGGUGUUGGGUAGAAAGGCUCUGACUGGCCGCUGUUACUGGGAGGUAGAGAGGAAAGGACGUGUUGAGAUAGCAGUGACAUACAGAGGAAUCCCAAGGAGAGGACGGGGUGAUGACUGCAGAUUUGGAGGGAACAACAAGUCCUGGAGUCUUUAUUGUGAUGGUGAUGGUUACUCUGCCCGGUACAACGGUAGCGUAACAGACAUAUCUCUCCGCUCCGCUUGCUCCACCAGAGUAGGAGUGUAUCUGGACCAGCCUGCUGGCUCUCUGUCCUUCUACAGAGUGUCCCCAGGUGGAGGAGGGUCCUCAGACACACUGACACACCUCCACACCUUCUGGUCCUCCUUCACCCAGGAGGACCUCCUCCCGGGGUUUAGGGUAAGGGGGAUUCAGCGGGGUGAUUCAGUGUCUCUGUGUCGGUUGUAGAAAAAAACAACAUACGGGCGGGUGGGCGCGCACACACAUACACACAGACACACACACACACACACAAACAGAAACACACACACACACACACACACACACACACACACACACACACACACACACACACACACACACACACACACACACACACACACACCGAUUUAGCAUUAAACCGGUUCUAAAAGGGUUGGGAGUAAUGAUUGACCGUCUGGGCUCCUGAAACAUAACUGUGAUCAGUGAUAAGAGAAGAAAUAGCAACGGUCUGAGGAGAUCACAGUGGACACAAACCUUGCUGGUGACCUCCAGUGGGGACCUCCUGUUCACUGAGCCCUGAGGGCGGCGCUGCGCCCCCUAGUGGACACACACCUUGCUGGAGGGUAGGAACAAUACUCUGAUUCCCUUCAUCUGUUUAUUUACAGACGUGUCUAAGUUGGAUUCAUUGAAUUGUUUCCUUCCUUCCUCCUCCUGCAGUCUUCAUCCAAUUAAUGAUUCACAACGUUAGAGGUGUUUAGUUUCCAUGCCAACCGUGUCAUGUCUACACCCAAUCGAAACUCCCCCUUCUGUGUAAAUGAAGACGCUAGAAACACUGCCCUCUAGUGGUCGUUCCUGGUUAAAGCACAAACAACCUUUUAUUGAUUGAUUCAUUUAAGUACAGAGCGGAACGUUGUCAAAUUUAACCGAUUAUCGAGAAUAAUCAAACAAACCAUGCAAAGGCAGAAUCAACAGCAGCCAUUAGGAGCCCAUUUAGGGGCCCUUGAAGGAUCAGUGGGGGGGGGGGUGGUAUUACUGGGGUAUCACCAUCCUGAACAGAGGUCAGCCGGCCCCCGGGGUCUGAAGCCCCUCUGCUGUGAGGGAGGGCCCCCCAGGACUAAAGAGAAGGCCCAGCGUUGAGGAGCCCUCUGCUGUGAGGGAGGGCCCCCCAGGACUAAAGAGAAGGCCCAGCGUUGAGGAGCCCUCUGCUGUGAGGGAGAGCCCCCCAGGACUAAAGAGAAGGCCCAGCGUUGAGGAGCCCUCUGCUGUGAGGGAGGGCCCCCCAGGACUAAAGAGAAGGCCUACCGUUGAGGAGCCCUCCCAGGGGCUGAGGAUCAGGGGAGCGGUGAGAGUGAGGGCGCGGCCCCCACGGCCUACGCUGCUCUGGGCUAUCGUCUAGCUACUGGACAUGACUGCAGUGUGGAGGUCCGGCCAGCAGGGGCAGCACUGAGGAGGCCUCAGUCCUUUGUUUGUUCUGGAAGAACGGCAGAACGACGCACUGGUGUCCCACUGGUGUCCCACUGGUGUCCCACUGGUGUCUCACUGGUGUCCCACUGGUGUCCCACUGGUGUCCCACUGGUGUCCCACUGGUGUUUCACUGGUGUCUCACUGGUGUCCCACAGGUGUCUCACCGGUGUCCCACUGGUGUCUCACCGGUGUCUCACUGGUGUCUCACUGGUGUCUCACUGGUGUCCCAUUGGUGUCUCACUGGUGUCUCACUGGUGUCUCACUGGUGUCCCACUGUGGUCUCACUGGUGUCUCACUGGUGUCCCACUGGUGUCUCACAGGUGUCCCACUGGUGUCUCACUGGUGUCCCACUGGUGUCUCACUGGUGUCUCACUGGUGUCCCACUGGUGUCUCACUGGUGUCCCACUGGUGUCUCACUGGUGUCCCACUGGUGUCUCACUGGUGUCUCACUGGUGUCCCACUGUGGUCUCACUGGUGUCUUACUGGUGUUGAAUCCAUCAGUCAAUGAUGGUGCGCCCUCGCAUAACACUUGAACUGUAUAUGAUUUAGAUCAGUUAAACCCCUGUCCUGAAACACGUUGGAGGGUUAACAGUGGAAGCUUCUCACUAACUCUGAUGCCAGUUAUAUUAUCUAUGUUUCAUGAAGGAAGGAACUUAAUCCAGAAAACAGAGAUUUCUAGAUUAAAUAAAUAAACAUAAUUGUA